UUCUUUGUCUGUUAUGAUCAAUGUUUGUUAGAUUACUUUGGUCAUAACCUGAUGCCAGAUAACUGUCUUUACUCAAUGUCUCCCCAGCAAGCUCUCGGGUACUAAUUUAUCUCUUUAUUUCAGAACAAUCUUUACUUUCAGAAUGACUGAUGUCUUAGAUAUUGAAAACGCUGAAGAAUUUGAAGUUGAUGAAGAUGGUGAUCAUGGGCUUGUAAAACUGAAGGAGAGAGCGCGCACCCGCAAGGGUCGUGGCUUUGGAGCUGACGAUCGACCGGAACGCAAGGAGAAGGGCCGUUAUGAAGCUGUUGAGGAUGCAUCUGGAGAUGAACCUGGACCUCAAAGAUCCGUCGAAGGUUGGAUUCUGUUCGUCACGGGAGUGCAUGAAGAAGCGCAGGAAGAGGACAUUCAGAACAAAUUUGCUGACUUUGGAGAGAUAAAAAAUCUGCACCUUAACCUUGACAGACGAACAGGGUUCUUGAAAGGUUAUGCUCUGGUGGAGUACGAAAUGUUCAAGGAGGCGCAAGCUGCUCUUGACGCUCUCAACGGAGGAGACAUUCUUGGCCAGACCAUCUCCGUGGACUGGUGCUUUGGCAAGGGCCCCAGAAAGACCAAAAGGGAUCGCAAACGGCGCUGAACCCAUGGCUUCGAAGAACAGUUCAUAUUUCCAAUUCAAUAAAUUUCAGCUGUUAGGUUAAUUAAUAAAAUUUUGAUAAA
Messenger RNA from Hyalella azteca, 714 nucleotides. It is a transcript of the gene tsu, whose product is annotated as RNA-binding protein 8A. Gene Ontology annotation, biological process: RNA splicing. The record is from RefSeq and is a predicted model, not a curated record. NCBI's taxonomy places the organism in Eukaryota, Metazoa, Arthropoda, Malacostraca, Amphipoda, Hyalellidae. Gene Ontology annotation, molecular function: mRNA binding. Bases 143 to 634 code for a protein of 163 amino acids. Gene Ontology annotation, cellular component: exon-exon junction complex; cytoplasm; nucleus. The transcript has 5 exons.